AAACAAUUUCGAAAAAGGAAAAAGCCUACAUACCCACAAUAGAAAAUACACAAAAUAUCACAAUUAAUUGGUAAUAUAUUUGAAGAAUGGUCGUUUAGAUUUGAUUGUUUGAUUAGACACACGAUCACAUUCGUUUAGAUUUGACUAUUUUUGGUAUGGAGUCGUUUACAUCGCUGAAUCUAAUAUCUCAACCAUUUUUUAUAUUUUGAGAGGAAAGAAUAUUGAAAGGAAGACAGGCGAAAAUAUUUUUUAAAAAAUACAAAAGAACAUAAAAGCAUGGUUGAAAGAAGAAAAUGGAAAAGUUUAGAGAAAAUAGAGAAUAGAGAAAAGCGGAUGAUAAGAAAGAUUAUUUUGAAAAAAAUUAUAAGUUUCGUAAAUUUUUUCAUUUUGUUACCCAAAUGCUAAAUUUUUAGACGAUAUGUUAUAUUUAUGAAAAUUUGUGGAUGAAAAUAAGAUAUAUGAUUUUGUUAGGAAUAAAUUGGUAGAUUACAAUAAUUCAAAAUGAAACAAAAAUGGAGGAGACAAAGGUGAGAGAAGGAAAAAAAAUUGAAAAAGAUAACAAAACCAAAAACAGAAAUAGAAAAAGAGGAAGAGACAAAAUAAUUAAAUAAUUAUUUUACAAAAUAAUUAAAUAAUAAUGAAAUAUCAAUGUUUAAAAUAUAAUUUUCGCGCAAAGCUCACGAUAGAGCAAAUCUCGGUGUAUCAUUGCCCACUCCAACUCAGGAGCACUGCCACCGCCUUCGCCACCGCCAAAAUUCUGACGAAACCCGUCGGAAAUGGAGAAGGCAAUGGCCAACGGAGGUGGAGGAAGAAUCAAACAGAAUCAUGUAAUCGUGUUCCCUUUCCCAAGGCACGGCCACAUGAGUCCAAUGCUCCAAUUCUCGAAGCGAUUAAUCUCCAAAGGCCUUCUUCUCACAUUCCUCGUCACUUCCUCUGCAUCUCAAUCCCUAACUAUCAACAUCCCUCCCUCUCCUUCUUUUCACAUCAAAAUCAUCUCCGAUCUCCCUGAAUCCGACGACGUCGCCACUUUCGACGCCUAUAUCCGGAGCUUCCAAGCCGCCGUCACCAAAUCCUUAUCCAACUUCAUCGACGAAGCCUUAAUUUCAAGUUCUUAUGAAGAAGUUUCUCCUACUCUUAUCGUUUAUGAUUCUAUUAUGCCCUGGGUGCAUAGUGUCGCUGCAGAGCGAGGUCUGGAUUCGGCUCCGUUUUUCACUGAAUCGGCUGCCGUUAAUCAUUUACUCCAUCUUGUCUAUGGAGGAUCUUUGAGUAUUCCGGCGCCGGAGAAUGUGGUGGUUUCGCUUCCGUCGGAGAUUGUUCUUCAGCCGGGAGAUCUGCCGUCGUUCCCGGAUGAUCCUGAAGUGGUUUUGGAUUUCAUGAUCAAUCAGUUCUCACAUUUGGAGAAUGUAAAGUGGAUUUUCAUCAACACUUUUGAUCGCCUCGAGUCCAAGGUUGUUAAUUGGAUGGCCAAAACAUUACCUAUCAAGACAGUAGGACCAACCAUUCCAUCCGCGUAUCUUGAUGGUCGAUUGGAGAAUGACAAAGCCUACGGUUUGAAUGUCUCAAAAUCCAACAAUGGGAAGAGUCCUAUCAAAUGGUUAGACUCAAAAGAAACUGCCUCAGUUAUUUAUAUUUCAUUUGGAAGUUUGGUUAUGUUAUCAGAAGAACAAGUAAAAGAACUGACAAAUUUACUUAGAGACACUGAUUUUUCCUUCUUAUGGGUUCUAAGAGAAUCAGAGUUGGUAAAGCUUCCUAACAACUUUGUACAAGACACAUCAGAUCAUGGCCUAAUUGUGAACUGGUGUUGUCAACUACAAGUUCUUUCUCAUAAGGCUGUUAGUUGUUUUGUGACUCAUUGUGGUUGGAACUCGACACUUGAAGCAUUGAGCUUGGGGGUGCCGAUGGUUGCAAUCCCGCAGUGGGUCGAUCAAACAACGAAUGCUAAGUUUGUUGCAGAUGUUUGGAGAGUUGGAGUUCGAGUGAAGAAAAAUGAGAAAGGUGUUGCUAUAAAGGAAGAACUAGAAGCCUCCAUACGAAAGAUUGUUGUUCAAGGAAAUAGGCCAAAUGAGUUUAAACAGAACUCAAUCAAGUGGAAGAAUUUGGCUAAAGAAGCUGUGGAUGAAAGAGGCAGUUCUGAUAAAAACAUUGAAGAAUUUGUCCAAGCACUUGCUGCAUCAAACUAGGUAUAACAUUCCAAUAAUAUUUAUUCUCACCAUAGUUUGUCUUCUCAAUUACGUAGCAAACGAAUAAAAUUCAUGUAGUAUCUGUUUAGAAUGUGUCAGAUGAUAGAUUAUGCAAUUCACAUUGACCUAUAAGAAGUUUUUGAGUCGAUUUAGCAUAGUAUCAGAGCAAAUGAUUUAGGUAAUCAUAUGUUCAAAUCUUGGUAA
Cucumis sativus (cucumber) is the source of this 2384-nucleotide messenger RNA. RefSeq names its product UDP-glycosyltransferase 74E2. The record is from RefSeq and is a predicted model, not a curated record. The transcript is spliced from 2 exons. Gene Ontology annotation, molecular function: UDP-glycosyltransferase activity. NCBI's taxonomy places the organism in Eukaryota, Viridiplantae, Streptophyta, Magnoliopsida, Cucurbitales, Cucurbitaceae. Bases 777 to 2180 code for a protein of 467 amino acids.